AUGGUCUCCCAACGAGACCGCGAUAUCCUGCGCGAAGACCUCCGAGCCCGUGGCACAAAACUCAACGCCGCAGAACGUGAAGCUCUUCUCAAAACCUACCUCCCCGACCCCGCCGUCCUGCCGUCAAAGCCAGCCCGAUCUCGAGCUUCGACUGCAUCCAGCGAGCGCCGCAAGACACCGCGUAAAAAGCCUAUCCGCGCGUUUCUCAAGUCACAACUGCACCAUCUCACCUAUGCACUGACCCAUAUUAUCUUCGGCAUUGUGGUGCGCCUGCUGCAGGCAUACCACGCCGUCGUCGAUCGUAUUUUCGCCAUCGUCUAUCACCACCACCGCACCCCCGAGCUCAUUCGGAAGGAUGUGAGAGGACUGAAGCGGUUGCCGCAGCAUUUGAGCACGAUACUCACGCUGCGCAAGGAAGACGAUGCUCUGGCUGCAUUAAUGGACGAGGUCGCUGAAUUGGCGGCCUGGAGUUCGUGUGCGGGCAUUCCGCAGCUCAGUGUAUACGAAAAGACGGGUACACUGAAAUCCUGCAUCCCAGCCCUGCACCAGAUCAUCACUACCAAGCUGGCCUCGUACUACGGCACCCCCUCCCAACAACCAAACCUGCAACUCUUCGCCCCUCACCACCCAGUUUACCACGCCGAAAACGCCUUCAGGCCCGACAAUCCUACUCUGACCAUCCUCCUGCUCUCCUCAACAGACGGCCGUGAAACCAUCGUCGAUCUCACCAAGACCUUGGCGGAAAUGAGCCAGAACGGCAAGCUCUCCCCGGACGAUAUCACGCAGGAGCUGGUCGACGCUGAAAUUAGCGAGAUCACCUCUCAGCCCUUGGCUCUGGACCCGUCUUCGAGAGACACCGUGCUCAAGCCUGAGCCGGAUCUCCUGCUGGUGUUUGGACCUUUCCUCAAGCUUGAUGGAUACCCGCCUUGGCAGAUCCGUUUGACGGAAAUGUACUGCACGGGUCAACGCAGUCAUGGCCUUGCUGGGGAUGGAGAGGCUGUUGAGUAUCAGGGGUAUAUGCGUGGUCUUUGGCACUUUGCUGGGGCACAGAUGAGAUUUGGCAGGUAG
Messenger RNA from Penicillium bovifimosum, 1068 nucleotides. RefSeq names its product ditrans,polycis-polyprenyl diphosphate synthase. The record is from RefSeq and is a predicted model, not a curated record. Bases 1 to 1068 code for a protein of 355 amino acids. The transcript is spliced from 2 exons. Gene Ontology annotation, cellular component: dehydrodolichyl diphosphate synthase complex; endoplasmic reticulum membrane. Gene Ontology annotation, molecular function: ditrans,polycis-polyprenyl diphosphate synthase [(2E,6E)-farnesyl diphosphate specific] activity. NCBI's taxonomy places the organism in Eukaryota, Fungi, Ascomycota, Eurotiomycetes, Eurotiales, Aspergillaceae.